AAUUUUUAGAUGAGGUGGGCUUUUUAUAACCCUUAGAUAUAGGUCCUGGGAAUGCAGCGGAGAGAUCCCCAAAUCCUCCAAUAAAAAAUUAGGGUUGCAAAUUAAUACUGAGACCUGCCAUCUACCAUCAAAACUGGAUGAGUCUUGUGACCGAUUCUCCGGUACACUCAUCAAGCAGCGACGACUUUGCUGCAUUUCUUGACGCGGAGUUAGAUUAUACUUCUGAUACUUCACCACACGAAGACGACGACGAGGCCGACUAUGACUCCAAUGUAGAGAAGAGGAUUAAAAGGUGUAAGGUGGUUUUAGAAAAAGUAGAAGAUUUUCAAGGUUCAACUUCACUUGGUGCUCCAGAAAAAUGUCUAGAAGUGUCUGUAGAGAAGGAUAUGUGUGCACAUCCCGGCGAUAUUGGAGGAAUGUGCAUACGUUGUGGCAAAAAGAUGGAUGAUGGUUCUGGUGUGCCAUUGGGGUAUAUACAUAAGGAUUUAAGGCUCACUGAGGAUGAAAUUGCUCGAUUACGCAACAAAGACUUCAAGAAUUUAUUAUGUCAUAAAAAACUUUACUUGGUUCUUGAUUUAGAUCACACACUGCUUAAUUCAACUAGAUUCCUAGAUGUAACACCUGAAGAAGAAUAUUUAAAGAGCCAGAGAGAUUCUUUGCAAGGAAGCCUGUUCAGAUUAGACUUCAUUCACAUGUUGACCAAGUUGCGGCCUUUUGUUCGCACAUUUUUAAAAGAAGCAAGCAACUUAUUUGAGAUGUACAUAUACACAAUGGGUGAGCAGUCAUAUGCAAUGGAAAUGGCAAAGCUGCUUGACCCUGAAAAGUUGUAUUUUGACUCUAGAGUCAUUGCAAAAGAAAAUUGCACACGGAUGCAUCAGAAAGGUCUUGAUGUGGUGCUCGGUGCAGAAAGUGCCGUGCUGAUCCUUGAUGAUACAGAGCAAGUUUGGGUGAAGGAUAAGGAGAAUCUGAUACUGAUGGAAAGAUAUCAUUUCUUUGCUUCGAGUUCUCGACAAUUUGGCUUCAAUUGUAAGUCUCUUUCUGAGCUAAAAAGUGAUGAAAGUGAGGCUGAUGGAGCCCUUAAUACUGUUCUUAAAGUUCUCAAGCGUGUCCACAGUAUGUUCUUCGACCCGGAACUUGGGGACAAUCUCGAGAACAGAGACGUAAGGCAGGUGUUGAAAACAGUGCGGAAGGAAGUUCUGGAUGGGUGUAAAGUUGUAUUUAGUCGGGUUUUCCCAACUAAAUUCCAGGCUGAAAAUCACCCCCUCUGGAAGAUGGCGGAGCAGUUGGGAGCCCUAUGCACCACAGAACUCGAUCCUUCGGUGACACACGUGGUGUCUACAGACACUGGAACGGAGAAGUCCCGCUGGGCAGUGCAAGAGAAGAAGUUUCUGGUCCAUCCACGGUGGAUAGAAGCUUCAAACUAUUUGUGGCAAAGACAACCUGAAGAGAAUUUCCCUGUUAAGCAUAUGAAAAAUUAGUUAUGGCUCCCAAUGACAUAUAAUAAUACCUAAAUGGGUGUAAAGUUGGUUUCUAAGUGUUUUUUUUAAAAAAAUUUUUUAUAGAGGAGUCAACUUAUAGAAAUGUAGUGGCAAUUUUGAAUCUCUGCUUAAAUGCUGGUGGUCAGGGAUAAUGAUUAAUGUACUUUUCAUAUACACUUUAUCUUUUGUUGUAAUCUUUUGUUGUUUUAGUGUUGUUAUUGUGAACAUCUUCUGACAGUAUGAAUAUCAAAUUUUUAUUUUUAUUUUUA
This is a messenger RNA of Cornus florida, 1747 nucleotides long. Its product is annotated as RNA polymerase II C-terminal domain phosphatase-like 4. Lineage: Eukaryota; Viridiplantae; Streptophyta; Magnoliopsida; Cornales; Cornaceae. The transcript is spliced from 9 exons. Bases 138 to 1478 code for a protein of 446 amino acids. The record is from RefSeq and is a predicted model, not a curated record. Gene Ontology annotation, molecular function: RNA polymerase II CTD heptapeptide repeat phosphatase activity. Gene Ontology annotation, cellular component: nucleus.